This is a messenger RNA of Serendipita indica DSM 11827, 4104 nucleotides long. NCBI's taxonomy places the organism in Eukaryota, Fungi, Basidiomycota, Agaricomycetes, Sebacinales, Serendipitaceae. The record is from the annotation of a GenBank genome assembly.
AUGGCACAUAAUUCUAUCUAUGGUGCCCAGCCAUUUGAGGAACUGGGCAACGAGCAGGAGCCAACUUCUCCGACGUCGCUAGAGGACUUUUACAGAGAACAAGAGAAGAAGGAUCUCGAGCGUAAACUCUCCAAACGGCGGUCCCUGCGCCAAAAGCGUGGCCGGUCAAAGAGCUUUGCCUCGACGUCGGAUGCACCUCUGUCGCCAGACACCGAAUCCGCACGAAGUCCAACCCGUCCCUCAGAGGAGCCAAAGCUAGAACCGUUACCAGAGGCCACGGCCGUUAACGCGCCGCCCUCGACUCAACAGCUGUCCUGGCACCGCGAGCGAGAACAGACGGGCCAGUGGUACGCGCCAGAACACGAAAUACGACAGACAUAUGAGAUUCAUAACCCGGUUCCUCCUCCGAUACCAUGGACAAAUCACCAUUUACGUCCGCCAGGAGCUCCGUGGCCUCCGACCUCGCAGCCGCGCAAGGUCGUAGCGAAUCCAAACGUCGUAGGCACCGGGAGUACCGUCAGGGAUGUCACAGGAAUUGGUUCAGGCAAUGCCUCGUCGACCUCGUUUAUAAAGACUGCGUCCGCGACAAACUUGUUACCACCAGCUAUUUACGGACCAGAUCACAUUGACAUGCUGGACCCCUCGGAUCCUUGGGGUAUGCGUUGGCACCAUGAUGGACGCUAUGAUGUUGGAGAUUUCACAACCUCGACACGCGGGAAACCCACGGCGACCUGGGCUGGUACCUCCUCGCCCGCGGUGGAGAUUCCACCUCGGCCGCGGACUAGGGGCGGCUCGCCGAACGGCCCUUCCACACUACGGUCGAGCGUCAAAUCUCCCUCCCCACUCUCACAGUCAACGUCGGCUGGACCAAUGAAAAAUGGCUCUUCAAUUUCAUUGGAUACACCAAAACAACUUCAACGACGCUUGUCAAAACGCAAUAGUAGUAAUAUGGGACAGCCUGUGCUCGCCACAGACCAAACCUUUGGAACAAAGAGAAUUAGUGGAUUUAGGUCACUAUUUGCAAGUAACUCACAGCCAGUGGAUCGCCAACGCUCAAAGACUUUGGGAAGCGCAUCCGCACCGCCGACCGCAGGUUACAUGGGCCAGCUAGGAGACGAUUCUGCACGACCAAUGUCGACUCUUCCACCGUCCGUUAACGGUCAAAGGACAUCACUCAGCCCGUCGCCUACCAAGGACAAGCGCUCGUCUUACUUGGGUAGACUGGUCAAAAAGUUUUCAAUCAUCCGCCACAGCUCAGAGCCAGAUCCGAAAGUGCUGACAGCGCAGAAUCAGCACCCUGGCCUGAAGCGAUCCGUGUCAACGGCGAACGGCAUCUACGCACAGCGGCCUGCCGACAGUGGUUCCCAUCCUAAAUUUGCUAGCGCUCCAGCUGGUAGCGACUCUCCAAUUGGCGUCGUCCCCGAGCUGCGCCUCGUGCAACCCAACGAGGGCGAGGACGACCAAAAGGGCCAGGCGCGGGAAGGUGCUCCUAUUAUUCUCAACGACGACCGACCUCUAUCAGACGCACGGAAUUCCCCCGAGCCGCACUUUGCGCAGUUUGGGGGUCUGGUCGUCACCAAUCCGGACGCUAUGGCUUCUGAAUCGGAGAGUAUAUCCAAAGAUUCGCCACCACGCCGAAGGCGUCUCAAGUCUGCGCCAAGCGCAUCUCCAGCAAUGGAAUUUGAUUCGCUACCUCGGCCUGCGUUUAUGAGGGGGAUUGGAUCCAACGAAAGCUCGCCUUCGGUACGCAAUGUACCCCUGCGAGUCGUCAAUGGACGCGAGGCGGACACCGAGACGGAAACGGGGACGAUAUUGGGAGAAAUUGUGGCAUCUCCAGCCCCGACAAUGUCCACCAUUCCGCCCCCUGUCCCCUCUCCUACAGACAAACGCAGGUCAUUACAGUCGGGUGGAGAACCAAGGACUAUUCCUGUUGUCCCUUCCAUCUCGGAUCUUCCACUCACCUCUCCUCCCAGUGCUGCUCGGUCGAUCGUCUCGAACAACUCUUUCAAGUCGUCGGAUAUGGCGACUGCACUCGAGACAUUGUCACCACCCGCCUCGAGCGUCUCGCUGAGCAGUAGUCUGCCGGUAAAGACGUCGACACCCUCCCCUCGCACGACACCCGAGUCUGCACAGCGUCCGUUGUCUAAUUACUCUGCCGCACCAUCCGUAGCGACGACGAUGAGCACCAUGACCAACCUUGCUUCCACGAUUGGUGACGAGGGCAACACGACUCCGACACGCCGUAGUCCUCCUUCGCUCGCUUCUGGCUCUGAAGACUUUGUUCGACCGACGCCACGGGCUGCAUCGCUCGCCAAUUCGUCUUCGUCGACUCGCUAUGGCGCUUAUUAUAGUCCAAACGCAUACCCGACGUUGUCCGUUCCUUCCACCAUCAAGGUGGAUCCGAAUCCACUGCCGACGCCACCGGCGCGACUUCCAAUGCCUCUUGUAGGCGAUAAUUCGUCGCGGGAGAGGCUCCAGGGAGGAUCAAGCCGUGAGCAGCUGCCAAGCUCGUCAAGUCGUGAGCAACUUCAGCGUGCACCGAGCAAAGAGCGGCUCAAGAGCAAGGCAAGCAAGGAUCGGGUCGAGACAUCGAGUACUGGCGAGCAGACCUCCAAGGGACAAAGCAAGCAAGGCGCAUCGAGGAAUUCGGGUCUGUAUUCUUCGAGUGCUCGGGACAGCAAGGCAGAGUCGACGUCGGCCAGUCGUCGGGAGAGCGCUGGUAUCGAUAUCAGGGAGUGGCGUAACCAGACAAAUUUCCGAGUCCCGGCAGAGCUACUUGAUCCCCGUCCUAGUCAAAAGGGCUCGAAGAACACUCUGGAUGAGCAGGGUAAAGAGGCUUCGACUGAGAAGCUUAAUCCUAGUAGGGCGCCUAUUGAGAAUGGCUAUAAUGUGACGUCUAGUCGCCCAAAGCCUGCGCAUUCUCAGUCCUAUCAUUUGCCUACGAGUCAGCGCGAUUCGGACAGGGAAUCCGAGCCUAGGAAGCGUACCAAUUCGACUGCCGGCUCUGAUCAAAAGUCGAGCUCUCAGCGGGAUGAACCCAGGCGCCGGACUAACUCUACGCGUUCGGGUGCGCCCUCCAGUUCUUCCGGUGCAAACGGCCCUGCGAAAAGCGACGCCUCGUCUUCCAAGCCGUCGAUCCUAGAGGACAAGCCCAUGAACGAGGAGAAGAAGAGGGCGGAGCCUGUACAGGAGAGCGGAGGCAAGCAGGUCAUAUCCGGCUUUGGUCAAACUUGGGAAGUUAUCGAGGCCGUCAUGAUUCAGCCAAGUAGGAACGGCUCUCGACGACAACACAGCAGAGAUAUGAGUGGGGACAGUGUCAGCACGAUUAGCCCUACGUCACCUCGACCGCUUUCCAAUGGCAUGUCCAGCCCACCACGCACAUCAUCGAGGCCCGGUUACAACGCGGCUGGCGAGCCCAUUGGCUUAAAGUCCAAGUCGCCCAGUAUCUCUUCAACGGCUCCUUCUCUCCCUCCGAAGCGAAUGCCGUCGGUUCCUGUGAAGAACACUGCAAGAUCGUCGCAACCUGUACGAGGACCGGAGAAGGAGCGAUCAAAGACUAUGGAUGUCCAACCGUCUCAAAGUCGUUCAAAAUCUCGCCCACGUGAGAUGACUCCUUCUCCUCCCCUCAACCUCAACAAGCCUCAACCACCUCGACCGCCCCCGACACCUGCCCAGCAACCAGCAAUGCUCCCCAACGGUACCUACUCGAGCCCAUCGUCUGGACGUCGCGACAGCCUACAGAAAGUGAGGCCGACGUCCGAGGUGGUCAAUACCCCAGAACUCAGCGCUCAAGAGGCUUGGGAACAUGAUCGCAUGACUGGACGUGGUCAGAGUGUCUAUUCUCCAGACGGCAUUGUCGCUCCCCCUACUUCAUCAUAUAGGACGAGUGCAAACAGCUCGCUUUUACAAAGCGUAGCCUCUUCAUCGGGAGGUGUGGGUGCAGGAUCCGCCCACACAUCGUUCGUCGUUCAACCGCCAUUCCAGCCCCGGUCGGCUCCGCCAACGCAAACAUAUUAUCCCAACCACUAUCCGAUCCCGAACCCCCUCCCCGCGCCGCCAGCUACUAUCCUACCCCCCAAAUCCGCCGCACGCAAUCGUAUUUAG